AUGAGGGUCGCAGUCAUCGGGGCCGGAUGCGCUGGCGUCACCGCCGUCAAGGCGUGCCUCGAAGAGAACCUCGACGUCGUGUGCUUCGAAGCGGCCUCGAACUCCGGAGGUCUGUGGUGGUACCGCGACGAAGAACACGAGGAUGUCUUCGACGCCGGCACAGUGAUGCGGUUCACGGUCUGCAAUACCAGCAAGGAGAUGUGCGUCUACAGCGACUUUCCGCCGAACAAGGACUGGCCGAUCUUCCUGGGGCACAAGAAAAUGCUCCAGUACAUCCGGGACUAUGCGGACCACUUCAGGGUGACGCCUCGAAUCCGUUUCAGGCACAAGGUCGUCGACCUGAGCGAAGACCUGACGUUGAGGGUGCGCAAUUUGGAGACAGGCGAGGAGUUCGAAGAGAGCUUCGACAGGGUGAUGAUCUGCACAGGACACCACGCGAUACCGUCGGUGCCUGUGAUUGCAGGAAGGAGCAAGUUCAAGGGCCGGGUAAUGCACUCGAGAGAAUACAAGUACACUGACGACAGUAUUCGUGGAAAGAAGGUGGUGAUCGUCGGGUUCGGCAACUCGGCAGUUGACAUCGCCGUUGACAUGGCCGACGUCGCUGAAGUGGUCUUUCUCAGCAUACGAAGAGCCAACUGGGUCGUUCCGCGUCACCACGGUGGCGUUCCCAUCGACGUCGUCUUCUCGAACCAGCUGCACAUGUUCAUGUACGAGUACCUACCGACGAGACUGAGCUCGUGGUUCAUGCAGUCAAUCGCGAACAGUGCCUUCAACCAUAAGGCCCUGGGCCUCGAGCCGCAGCACCAAUUACUGGCUCAGUACGCGGUCAUCAACAGCACUUUGCCGGAGAAGGUGCUGAGCGGACAAGUCAAGUUCCGCGGAGAGAUCGAAGCCUUCACGGAGCAUGGCGUCAUCAUGGACAACGCCGAGGAGCCUGCGGACCUAGUGAUCUUCGCCACGGGUUACAAGAACGACGUACCUUUCGCCUCGAGCGUGCUUACUCGAGACAAGAACUUUCCCUUGCUCUAUCACCGAAUAUUUCCCCCCGAAUACCCUCGCGUCGCAUUCAUCGGGUUCGUUGAUGUCAACGCGUGCGUGUUGAUGAUUUCCGAGAUGCAGGCCCGUUACGCCGUCCAGGUCUUCAUAGACAAGCUGACGCUGCCUACGUCGAACACCAUGCUCGCCGAACUCGUGAUGAAAAUGAAGAACGACCGGAGAUUCUUCGUGCCUUCACCUCGUCACGCUAUGAUGGUCGAUUCGGUCACCUACAUAGGGGACCUCGCGACCACGAUAGGCGUUAGGCCCAACUUCCGUCGCAUGCUCUACACUGACCCGUGGCUGUUCUUCGCCGCGGUCCGGGCUCCCACGCUUAACUACAAGUACCGCCUCGAAGGCCCGCAUGCCUGGCCAGGAGCGAGAGACGCCAUAUUGGGGUACGAGACCCGGAUGAAGGCGCCGCUCAAGCCACCCGCAAUGCUGGUUCGCUCUGAUCGGAAGCGCCUGCAGAUCACCCUCGUCACGGUUGUGCUCCUCAUAGUGGUGCUCUGUCUGGCCGUCAUGCUCACUUCAGAGUUCCCGCUGUUUAGCGCAGUCAUCUGGUGCGCAGGCGCACUGGUGCUUUAG
Messenger RNA from Dermacentor albipictus, 1623 nucleotides. The record is from RefSeq and is a predicted model, not a curated record. Lineage: Eukaryota; Metazoa; Arthropoda; Arachnida; Ixodida; Ixodidae.